Messenger RNA from Branchiostoma belcheri (Belcher's lancelet), 2170 nucleotides. Its product is annotated as dnaJ homolog subfamily A member 1-like. Gene Ontology annotation, cellular component: cytoplasm; cytosol. Lineage: Eukaryota; Metazoa; Chordata; Leptocardii; Amphioxiformes; Branchiostomatidae. Bases 201 to 1412 code for a protein of 403 amino acids. The transcript has 8 exons. The record is from RefSeq and is a predicted model, not a curated record. Gene Ontology annotation, molecular function: Hsp70 protein binding; ATP binding. Gene Ontology annotation, biological process: response to heat; protein refolding.
GCUUAUUAGUCAGCCACUCGGAGUUUUCGGUUUGUUAGAUCAUUCUGGAAGAAUCGUGUGUUCUCGAAAGUGAAGGUUAUAAAAGCAAUUUUCAGCGUUACUAAGGACAGAAGGACGUCAAAACCGGACCAGAAUUAUCACACAGGGACCAGCACAUAAUUUAGGAGCAUACUACAAAAGAAAAAGCCCAGCCUGCCACCAUGGUAAAGGAAAUGAAGUAUUACGACAUCCUGGGUGUCAAACCCAGUGCCACACCGGCAGAACUGAAGAAAGCGUACCGGAAACUCGCCAUGAAAUACCAUCCCGACAAGAACCCAGAUGCAGGAGACAAGUUCAAAGAAAUUUCCUUGGCGUACGAAGUCUUGUCAGACGAGAAGAAGAGGAAAAUUUACGACGAAGGCGGCGAGCAGGCGAUCAAGGAAGGAGGCACGGGCGGCGGGAACUUCCACUCUCCCAUGGACCUGUUUGACAUGUUCUUCGGGGGAGGGCCACGGUUUGCAUCACGGGCUUCCACACGCGAGCGUCGCGGGAAGAACGUGGUUCACCAGCUGUCUGUAUCGUUGGAGGAGCUGUAUAACGGUGCCACCAGGAAACUCGCUCUCCAGAAAAACGUCAUCUGUGAGAAGUGCGAAGGUCGCGGAGGUAAGAAGGGCGCGGUGGAGAGCUGUCCCAACUGUCGCGGCACCGGUAUGCAGGUUCGUAUCCAGCAGCUGGGACCCGGAAUGGUCCAACAGAUCCAGUCCAUGUGUAACGAGUGUCAGGGGCAGGGCGAGCGCAUCAACCCUCGCGACCGCUGCAAGACCUGUAAUGGCAGGAAGAUCGUCCGAGAACGCAAGAUCCUGGAGGUGCACAUUGAUAAAGGUAUGAAGGACGGACAGAAGAUCACGUUCCACGGUGAGGGCGAUCAGGAGCCUGGUCUGGAGCCGGGCGACAUCAUCAUCGUUCUGGACGAGAAGGAGCAUCCCGUGUACCACCGUAACCAUGGCGACCUACUGAUGAAGCUGGAGAUCGAGCUCGUGGAGGCGCUGUGCGGAUUCCAGCGUCCAAUCAAAACCCUGGAUAACAGGACACUACUCAUCACAUCUCAUCCUGGAGAGGUUAUUAAGUACGGUGAUGUGAAGUGUAUCGUGAAUGAGGGAAUGCCGAUGUACCGUAACCCGUUCGACAAGGGUCGUCUCAUCAUCCAGUUCGUGGUCAACUUCCCCCCAGACGGCUUCCUGCCAAAGGAGAGACUUCCCGAGCUAGAAGCACUCAUGCCAGAGCGUGAAGAGGUCUUGGAAACAGAUGACGCUGAGGUGGUGGAUUUAGUCCGUAUCGACCCCUCGCAGCAGCGAAACCGUUUCGCCGGAAACGCGUACGACGAGGACGACGAACACCCCCACAGAGGAGGAGUCCAGUGUGCCACCCAGUAAACAAACAAACAAACCAACAACAACAAACCAGCUGCAGCAAAAUUAAAUCACCCUUCUUCAAACUUAUUCUUUACCAAAUUACCUCAUUUUAAGAUUUUUAAUUUUGUAGAACAACCCAGGAGGGUUCUACGGCAAAGAAAAAAACAAGGAAAAUCGGUUCCCUAUUUAAGAAAAAAGCAGGCAGUGUCCAUAGGAGAAACAGUAUCUUGCAUCUUGGGAACAAGGACCCAUGGAACUACCAAUUCCUCAUUGAUUAAACAGCUUUGUCUUGUAAAAUUGUAUUUGAAUGUGGCCGAGAUUCAGCGAUGCACUUUUCCAGACCUUGCAGGCAUAGUAUGUACUGUAAAUCUUGAAAUAGUUGCUGUAUUUUUAUGUUCACAGUUUUCACAUCCAACAAAUCAUGAAGAACACAGAUUUUCCAUAAGUAACACACUGAGUGCUCACUGCAAACUAGUAACAACUAGUACCAACACAGUAAACACUCCUCUUUCCCCCUUGCCCUCAAGCUUGAAUGCAUUUACAGUAUUUAGUGAAAGGGCUUUCACUAAACACUGUGUCAAGUACACCCAGCUUUUAGAUGCGAUGACUAUGUGCUUGCUACAAGGGACAAGCUUGUAGCAAAGAUAUAAAUGUAUUAAAGUAAGUAAGUUUCUUAACUGUUAGCUGCUAGAUGUGUGUGUCUAUGUAACUGUAAAGGACGGCACCCGAAAUAUUUCCAAACAUCAACUAGCAGUGAAUUAAUAAAGGCUAAUACAGAA